GGGAGCUGUGGGCAGAGCCGGGCAGCAGCUCCUCUCCCGCACCUCUCCAGGGACUCCCGGGUGUGCAGCAGCUGCCAGGAGAGGGAUGCGCCCGGAGAAAGUUUUUCUGACUUAAAUUCAGAGGAUGUGAGUGACAGCAGGUGACAGGCUGGCAGCUCGCACUUGUGUCACAGAGAAGCUCCGUGAUAACAGCACAAAGUCAUCUUAUCAGCUUCUGGAGACCCUUGGGCACAGAAGACAUCCAAUCCCUCCUUCAUGAUUUUAAAUAUUGAUCAGAGACAGCAAUACCUGGCUGUUGUUGCAGGAUGUCCUGUGGUGGUGCAGAAACUGCUGCGUACCUGGACUGUAACCACCGUGGGCAGGAUCAAGGCUCCACUCUCCAGCUGAGCACUCUGAGUGGGAAUAGCAGAUCUGCAGCGUUGUUGGAAGUCAGGGGGAACCUCAGCACCAUGCAGUAUUCUCCUGUGGCACUGAAUCCAGAGCCCUCCAUGGAUAAGGGAGCCGGGAUUCCCCAGAGCCCCGGGGAAGGCACAAAGGCUGCAGCCUGCUCGGACAGUGGAGCCAGCAGGACCCGGACCACGGAGUGCUUCCAGAGCCAAUAUCUGACCAAAACCAGCACCCAGGGACAGGUCUACAACUUCCUGGAGAGGCCCAGUGGGUGGAAGUGUUUUAUCUAUCAUUUUGCUGUAUUUCUCCUGGUGCUGAUUUGUUUAAUAUUCAGUGUACUGUCUACUAUAGAGCACUAUUCUGAGUUUGCCAUUGGAACCCUUUUCUGGAUGGAAAUAGUUCUGGUGGUGUUUUUUGGUGCUGAGUACCUGGUCCGGCUGUGGUCUGCAGGCUGCAGGAGUAAAUAUGUUGGCUUCCAGGGAAGGAUCCGGUUUGCCAGGAAGCCAAUAUCCAUCAUUGAUCUGAUUGUGGUAGUAGCCUCAAUUAUUGUUCUGAGCAUAGGAUCUAACGGGCAGGUGUUUGCCACCUCUGCAAUAAGGGGGAUUCGCUUUCUCCAGAUCCUUCGGAUGCUUCACGUUGACCGCCAGGGAGGCACCUGGAGGCUCCUGGGCUCAGUGGUUUUCAUCCAUCGACAGGAACUCAUAACCACACUGUACAUUGGAUUCUUGGGAUUAAUUUUUUCGUCCUACUUUGUUUAUCUUGCUGAGAAGGAUGCAGUUGAUGCGGAUGGAAAGACAGGUUUCUCCAGCUAUGCUGAUGCCCUUUGGUGGGGUGUGGUAACAGUCACAACAAUUGGCUACGGAGACAAAGUUCCCCAGACAUGGAUUGGGAAGACAAUAGCUUCCUGCUUCUCAGUGUUUGCCAUCUCCUUCUUUGCCCUGCCAGCUGGUAUUCUGGGAUCUGGUUUUGCUCUGAAAGUACAGCAGAAGCAACGUCAGAAGCAUUUCAAUAGACAAAUCCCAGCUGCAGCUUCCCUAAUUCAGACCCUGUGGCGCUGCUAUGCAGCAGAGAAAUCCUGCACCUCCACAGCCACCUGGAAGAUCUAUGUGACAGCUCCCGUGCAAAAUCCCAAAAAGUCUCCAGCGCCAUCUAGUCCCGGUCUGAGAAAACAGACCAGAAGAUACAGAAGAAAAGGGAAGCUGGGCUGUGGGAAUGGCUCUGCACCCGUAAUAAACCCAGGAGAAAAUUCCUUGUCUGUUCCCCAGAUCACUUAUGAUCACAUUGAUGAGCAAGAGGACAAAAAAGAUGUGUCCUUCUACAUUGAUGAACCCAAAGUGAGAAGAUGCUUGGAAGGGCACACCCCAGACAUGUCACGGGCCAGCAGCUUCACUGAUGACAUUGACCUGGUACCCGAGGAGUCCCUGCUGCCAGCAGCGUCCGACGUGGCACAACUGACUGAAGCACACAGAACAGCUGUGAAAGUCAUCAGGAGAAUGCAGUAUUUUGUGGCCAGAAGGAAAUUUCAGCAAGCUCGGAAGCCGUACGACGUCCGGGACGUGAUUGAGCAGUACUCCCAAGGACACCUCAACAUGAUGGUUCGCAUAAAGGAACUUCAAAGGAGGUUGGAUCAAUCCUUGGGAAAGCCAGGUCUUUUCCUUCCAGAAAAAGGGGUAGACAAAGGAUACUACAGUAUAGGAGCCAGACUGAUCCGGCUGGAGGAUAAGUUACCAUCAGCAUCUGUUACUGAUAAUUUCUGUGUUUUUGAAGAAGAGCUGGUAUAGUGAGUGAGCCAGCCCACCAACAUAGCCAGCAAAGGAAAAAGAAGAGAACAGGUUCGAAGAAAAGGAAAUGCAGGGGGUUUAUAUCUGAUGGUAAACACUUUCAUCCUUCCCUGCUGCUUGAAUAAUGCAUCCUAAUUUGACAUGACUAUACUGGUCACCAAGUUCAUGCUAGGGUUAUAUAAUCACAAUCUGAUCGUUUUUCUUAAGUGCUGCUCAGCACAGAAUCCUUUUAUGUGGAUAAAGGAAAGCAGCUAUUCUUUUUCUUGUGAUUUUUGGCUUGGGUUGAUAGAAGUGUCAGCCAAGAAUAAAAAUACCUUUAUAAUCUUUAGCCUUUUUCCCUCCAACACUUGUGAGUUGUACUAUUAUUUCUCCAUUGUCCUCCUAUCAGCUGACAGAGAACCUGGUGUUUAUGUCUCUGUUGGUUUAAUAGUACAUGGCUUUUGUUCAAGUUUAUUGAAGAGUGCUCCAGAAGACGAGUGUGGUCUUCAGAUUGUGCCUGGCCAUAUGUGAAUGACUUUGGCUUUUUUAUUUCUUCCCUCUCUACUCCGAGGCACGAAGCUGGAACUCAGCCCCAUUUCAUUGCUCCACCUCUGUGUCACGUGAAUUCCAUGACUGACAUGAUCUGGAUUUUCUGGGGCUGUGCAAAAUGCUUCAACUUCAGUGACUGCUUUUGUGACAAAGAUAGGAGCACCACCUGCCACUUACCCUUCUUUUUCCAGCUCUGAAGUUGUCUCUGUGGGAAAAGCUACAUAGGGUUUUAUUUUUGUGUAAUAUAUUGUAUUACUUUUAUAUUAUUAUUUAUAUUACUUUUUGUGUAAUAUAUUGUAUUACUCAAUA
Passer montanus (Eurasian tree sparrow) is the source of this 3005-nucleotide messenger RNA. Its product is annotated as potassium voltage-gated channel subfamily KQT member 1-like. The record is from RefSeq and is a predicted model, not a curated record. Gene Ontology annotation, molecular function: voltage-gated potassium channel activity. Bases 306 to 2168 code for a protein of 620 amino acids. Lineage: Eukaryota; Metazoa; Chordata; Aves; Passeriformes; Passeridae. Gene Ontology annotation, biological process: potassium ion transport; transmembrane transport. The transcript is spliced from 17 exons. Gene Ontology annotation, cellular component: membrane; voltage-gated potassium channel complex.